AUGGUACAGAUAGAAAGGUUUGUAAGAAAGAUUAACCAGAUAUCAAGGCCUGGGUCAACCUUGCAGAGACGGAAUUUUACGUCAACACCAUGUUUCAAUCUGCGCACCACAGAACUACUAGGACCGAGUCUGAUCAAUCUGAAAGUCAAUCCUGAUCGCCUUUGGGACACGAUCCAUUCCACAGCGAAAUGGACAGAACCAAAAAGCAUUCCGAACGACGAUAUCAAAGCCGCCGGCCUCACACGACUGACGCUCAGCAAGGAGGAUAAACAGGCGCGUGACUGGUUUGUCAAAGAAACUGAAUCAUUAGGUUGCAAAUCCCACGUCGACCAAAUGGGCAAUAUCUUUGCUAUUCGGCGGGGUCUGAGCAAUGAUAAGAUCCCUGCGACUUUCGCCGGGAGCCACCUCGACUCCCAGCCGAGCGGCGGCAGAUUUGAUGGCGUGCUAGGAGUCGCCGCUGGAGUCGAGAUGUUGAGAGUCCUGAAUGACAACUGUAUCGAAACUAAGGGUCCGGUCGGCGUGGUCAAUUGGACGAACGAAGAGGGCGCGAGAUACCCUAUCAGCAUGAUGGGGAGUGGUGUCUGGUCAGGACGAGUACCGAUAGAUGUCGCUUGGAAUUCAAAUAGUGUGAUUCCAGGCCGUCCAGUGACGACCGUCAAAGACGAACUGGAAAGUAUAGGCUACCGAGGGGUUAUCCCUUCGAACUAUAACGACGGUAUCAAAUUGGGAGCGCAUUUCGAACUUCAUCUAGAGCAGGGUCCUAAGUUGGAAGUCUCACGACAGCCCAUUGGCAUUGUUCAAGGCGUGCAAGCCUACAAAUGGUUUACGUUGACUGUCACAGGGAGAGAAUCACACGCUGGGACGACAGAUUUUACCGAUCGAGCAGAUGCUUUGUACUCGGCCGCGGGCUUGAUAGCCAUGGUACGAGAAGUGGCGCAGAAAUCGGGCGGACUGGCUACUGUUGGAAUGCUCACUAUUUCUCCUGGCAGUGUUAAUACGGUGCCGGGCGAGGUGAGAAUGACCCUCGACAUUCGACACCCGUCCGACGAUGUUCUAGGUGGAAUGGUCAAGAAGGUCACAAACGCUUGUCAACGCAUGUCUUCCUCCUCCGGAACGAGUCGCCUGACGCGAAUCACGAUCGAUAUGGAGGAAGAUUUCUCUAGCAAUGCGGUUACGUUUAACGAGGACGCUAUCAGAUGCGUUGAUGAGAGCGCCGAAGCACUCCUGGGAGACAAGAGCAGAGUGCAGCAUAUGACUAGUGGAGCGGGACAUGAUAGUGUUUGUACCAAUAUGCAUUGUCCCACAGCUAUGAUUUUCAUCCCAUGUAGGGAUGGGAUCAGUCACCAUCCCCAGGAAUGGUGUGAAAAAAAUGACUGUGGCACGGGAGCCAAUGUGUUGCUGCAUUCGGUCUUGAGAAUGGAUCGGCUGCGGAAAGAAAGAGGAGAUUUUGACCGGUAG
Rhinocladiella mackenziei CBS 650.93 is the source of this 1458-nucleotide messenger RNA. RefSeq lists its product as uncharacterized. Gene Ontology annotation, molecular function: hydrolase activity, acting on carbon-nitrogen (but not peptide) bonds, in linear amidines. Lineage: Eukaryota; Fungi; Ascomycota; Eurotiomycetes; Chaetothyriales; Herpotrichiellaceae. The record is from RefSeq and is a predicted model, not a curated record. Bases 1 to 1458 code for a protein of 485 amino acids. The transcript has a single exon.